ACCCCCGGACCGGUCUCCGCGCAGGAGAAGCCCCGUCCCGCCGGGCCCGCCGGGAAGUUGGGGCUCGGGGGCUGGAGGAGCGGAGCGGAGCGGGCGAGCCCCGAGCAGCCCCCGGGCCGGGCCCGGGCUGAGCGCGCCGCGCGGGGCCGCUUCCCCCGAGGGGCCGGGCCAAUCCCGGCUCCGCGCACGCCGCGAUCACCGCCCAGGCUGCUUGGGAACCCGCCCGGUGCCUUCGUGACAGCCCAGGAUGGCCACGCCCUGGUUCCUGCUGAUGUCCGUGUGGCUCCCGCUGAGCCUUCUCCCCGUGUGCCGAGCUCAGGAGCCCCUUCCGUCUGGGUGCGGCACGGACCUGCCCUGGCUGUACUCCAACCUCUGCGACCUGUCGGCGGCCUGGGGCAUCGUGCUGGAGGCGGUGGCCAGCUUCGGGGCAGUGAGCAGCUUCGUGCUCACCAUCAUCCUGGUGGCCAGCCUGCCCUUCGUGCAGGACCCCAGGAAAAAGAGCCUGGUGGGGACUCAGGCGUUCUUCCUCCUGGGCACGUUCGGCCUCUUCUGCCUGACCUUCGACUUCAUCGUCAAGCGAAACUUCUCCACCUGCACCUCGCGGCGCUUCCUCUUCGGGGUCCUCUUCGGGAUCUGCUUCUCCUGCCUGGUGGCCCAUGCCCUCACCCUUAACUUCCUGGCCAGGAGGAACCAUGGGCUGCAGGGCUGGGUGACCUUCGGCGUGGCCUUGCUGCUGGCUCUGGUGGAGGUGAUCAUCAACACCGAGUGGCUGCUCAUCACCCUGGUGAGGAGCGACGGCCCCUCCCAGGACCCCUGCGCCGUGGCCAACAAGGACUUCGUCAUGGCGCUCAUCUUCGUCAUGUUCCUCCUGUUGGCUGCCUUCGCCGCUGCCUGGCCCGCCCUGUGCGGCCGCUACAAGCACUGGAGGAAGCACGUCGUCUUCAUCCUCCUCACCACCUCCCUGUCUAUGACCAUCUGGGUGGUCUGGAUCAUCAUGUACCUCUACGGGAACCAGCAGAGUGGGGGCCCGGCCUGGGACGACCCCACGCUGGCCAUUGCUCUGGUGGCCAAUGCCUGCGUCUUCAUCAUCUUCUACAUCAUCCCUGAGGUCUCCCACGUGACGCGCCCGGCCCCAGAGCAGGCCUACGAGAACGACAUGUACCCGACCAGGGGCGUGGGCUACGAGACCAUCUUGAAGGAGCAGAAGUCCCAGAGCAUGUUUGUGGAGAACAAGGCUUUCUCCAUGGAGGAACCCUCCUCAGCCAAGAAACCGGUGUCACCUUAUAGCGGGUACAACGGGCAGCUGGUGACGAGCGUAUUCCAGCCCACGGAGAUGGCUCUGAUGCACAAAGGGCCCUCCGAAGACAACUACAGCGUCAUUCUCCCCCGGGCCACUGCCAACAGCCAGAUGAUCAGCAGUGCCAGCUCCACCCUGCGCGCAGAAGAUGCCUACGCGGCACAGAGCUGGCAUGCAGCAGCCCAGAAGGAUGGCAAGGGUGUCCAGGCUCCCUCUCCGUACAGCAAGAGCCGGUGGUAGAGAUCCCCGCCCUGGCUCCUGCUGCUCUAGAAACACCGGCGAUCCCCUUCCUCCAAAGAGGGAAUCUGGCUCCUUCCCCACCCGUGGACAGUCAAGCCAAGGCCAACGACCGGAACUGAUCCUAGAGCCUCCUGCAGGGCAGGUCAAUGCCCAGGAGAGGAGAGAGAAUCCAGCUUCUUCCCCACCCAGCCGUCCCCAGAGGGGACCCAGAAACUGCUAAACACUGCUUGGCCCUCAGCCCCACUGUGCUAUGGAUCCUCCUGCUGGAGAUGCUGGAUGCACAGACUGCCUAUGGGCUGGGAUGCUCCAGGGGCUGCUGAGGUUGGGUCCUGAUCGUGGGAACGGCCCUUCCUGUAAACCCCCGGGGUCCCUCCUGGCAGCAGUAAGUCCCCGUGGGAAUCGCCUCUCGGCUGCAUGAGCCACGUUAGCUUUGCUGCAGCGCCCACGCUCCCCGCUGGCUCCGUCGAUUGGCUCCCUGUCCCCUCCUGAAGCCCCAGGACAAUCUGCCCUUCGGUGUCCGGAUGCAGGAGAACCACCCACACGUGGCUGCAGCCAGAGGGCGGCUGCAGGCGUCGAAGGAUGUAGCUUCAUGUGGGAGACCGGCAAGCACCUGUCUGACGGAGCCUCCGCUUGCAGGGAGCCCAGCUGAGCAGGUCUCGGCUGGGACCUGCCUGGGACAGAGCCACACAGAUCUCCCUGGUUGUUGCUCCUGAUGUGGGUCCCUCCAGGGGCUGCGUGGCGUUCCCUGCCCUCGAGCCACACCCAUUCAACCCAGCAUGCAAGAACCUGGGUCCCAGGACUGGCGUCCUCCACAGGCCCUGCCCUGGGGUCCAUUCCUUCCUGUUGCAAAGCCCGUGUGGUAUCUUCCCCACCGCGUCUUGGCCGGGAGAGCGCAGGUUCUGGCUGGGUCGCUGCCUGGCUCUGAGACGCGUUCUCAGUCACCCCCCAGCUGACAUGGGAGACCUCAUGGUGCUUUCUCCUGGGCGUCUCCGUCCUGGGUUUGGAGAGCGAGGGGCAUAGAGGGGUUUGCUCACGGAUCUGCUGCACUGCUGUCUGUAUGGGAACUGUCAGCAACUCCUGCCCCAGCCCCGCGGUGCUCAGACUGGGGGUCUCCCCAGCCGGGUGCAGAGGGGGGCCAGCAGCAGGAUCCAUGGAACGGCAGCAAGUGCCCAUGCACAUGUGUGGUGGCUCUUGGGGCAGCUGCUGCAGCCAGGUGCGUGCUGUGUGGGGAGCUGGCAACGGUCUCGCUUGGGGGCAGGGGCAGCAAAACCUGGCAGCCCACUCGUGUGAAUGUGCAGGUGGAGCAGAACUGGGGUUGGAGUCCUGUCCCCCUCCCACCCUGUGACCAUCCUGCGCUGCCAGCCAGCUGCUCUGAGACCUGCCAUGGUCUCCCAGGGCUUCCUCUUGGCUUCAGCUGUCCCGGGAUCCCUCCCCUGCUCCACCAUAGGCGUGGAGCCGUGUGGGGCUGGGGUCAGAAUGCAGGCCGGGGAGCCAGCAGCACCGCAGCUCUCACCCCAGCCCUGACUCCUGCUGUGCCUCAGUUUCCCCCAUCUGCCAAGUGGGGAUGAUGGCACUGAUCCCCUUCCCAUGCCGCCGGCUGCGGAGAGGGCAAGUGAUCUCCUGGCGCAGAGUGAGCUCAGAGGCAAGAAACAGGCCGUGGUGUGGGGGAAGGGGAGGAGACUGGGUGGGGAAAGACAGAGAUCCAGGGCUGUCCCGGGUUCUUGACAGCCUGGUUCCCCUCCCCCCGAACAACCCUUGGCCUCUUCUCCAGCCUCUGAGAGCGGCGCCCUCAGGGCCUUCCUACAGGGGUGUAAGAGCAUUUGGCUUUUAAGCAAAUAUAUUUUAUGGGGUGGGCGUGGCCAGGCCCUCUGCUCUCUUUGGUCUCCGGCGCGCGAAGGUCCAGAUUCUGCUCUCGUUCGCCACGGAGCGAGUCCAUGUUGGUGUCAGCAGUGGCACCCCAGUGCCGCCGAGAACAGGGAUCAGCCUCCCCCUGGCUGGGCUCCCAGAGCCGCGGUGGUGGUUUGGCGCAGGGGUGCGGGAGCGCGCGUGCUGUUGACUCGAAUGUUAUUCCCCCUCCCCCAGCGCGGAACUGCCCCUUUUUCUUUUCAGGUGACUUUUGGCUUUUUUUCGGUCAGUGCGUGUGCAGAAU
Molecule: messenger RNA, 3686 nt
Organism: Mauremys mutica (yellowpond turtle)
Lineage: Eukaryota; Metazoa; Chordata; Testudines; Geoemydidae
Gene: GPRC5C
Product: G protein-coupled receptor class C group 5 member C
Exons: 5
Coding region: 248-1537 (429 amino acids)
Biological process (GO): G protein-coupled receptor signaling pathway
Cellular component (GO): signaling receptor complex; extracellular exosome; intracellular membrane-bounded organelle
Molecular function (GO): protein kinase activator activity; G protein-coupled receptor activity
Source: RefSeq, a predicted model, not a curated record